Andrographis paniculata is the source of this 1403-nucleotide messenger RNA. RefSeq lists its product as uncharacterized. The record is from RefSeq and is a predicted model, not a curated record. Bases 131 to 886 code for a protein of 251 amino acids. Lineage: Eukaryota; Viridiplantae; Streptophyta; Magnoliopsida; Lamiales; Acanthaceae. The transcript is spliced from 5 exons.
CGCAACGGUCCAUUUCUCUGGUUGUGUUUGGGCGUCUAAAAGCCACUCUUCUCCUUCUUCUUCUAUAAUCUUUGCUCUUAACAACUCACAGUGAGAACCGAUCCAUAACUUGUAAAUCCAUUCGAGCCGUAUGGAGGUAGCAGUAAUCGAUUGGAAAAGCAUAGAUUCGAGAUUCGUGAAGGACGAGCUGUACGAGCACAUCAAUGCCCCCAAAUGGGUCGAUUUCUCUGCCCCGGAACGCCCCGUUGAUGAUGAGGCCUGGUUCUGCCGCCCUGGCUGUAAUCAUCCCAAGACGGCUGAAGAUUUCCUUAAUGAGAACGUCAAAACGCCUAAUUCGAGUUCGAAGCUAAAAAAAUCACGAACAGUGUCUGACGUUUCUCCGUUGGGAGAUCGAAACAAGAGGGAAGCAAUGCUGAAGAAAAGAGGUGUGGCGAAUAAUCGAAUUGUGGAAGAUGGAGAGAAUCAUGACCCUAACCUGUCGAAUUCAUUAAACCACAAAGCUAGAGGUGGAAAAGAAGGGAUCAAAUCCAGUGUGGAGAGGAAAGAAAUUCGCGACGAUAAUAUGGUAGGGAAAGAUCAAACAAGAAAGCUGAGGAGCACUCUGUCGGCGAGGAAUUUGUUUGCUGGCGGCGAUUUUCUAAGUAAAGUUGCCGAUUUUUGCAAUGAGCUUAAAAGACUGGCGGUGAGGCCGAAAGAUGGAGAUACCGAGAUUGUGGAGAAGCAGGAGAUUUUCGGAGGUCCGGAUGAAAAGGAAAGGAAGCCAUUGUUGGAGGUGAGGAGUAAAGAGAAAUGUGAAGGAGCAGUGAAGGGCCAGAGGAGGAAGAAAGUGAAAGAAGAUGAUGAUGAUGACGAACACUCCGGUCCAGCUCGAUUUGAUGAAGAUUAAGCAACAAAGAGAAGUCGGGGGAGGUCUGUCGCAGAUUCGAACUUCUCCUCCAACUCCACAAUGCUUUUCUGGCGGCGCGGGCCAUGGCUACCAGAAGCGCGUCCGGCAGAGGCCUCUGGUGCGCGAUAGCGACGAAUAUAUGAUAGAUUUAGUUUCUGUAAAUCUUGGUUGAUGUGCAUCAAUUUUAACUAUCUUCACAGGAGAGGGGAGUUUUGCAAGAAUUGAAACAGACGACGAUGACGACGAGCAAGGAAGCGGCCACGGAGGAUCACCGCCACGUCGGAAAGGCCGCCGGAAGCAGCCAUGGUGGAGAAGCAAAGCAGCCAUUGGAUGUUUUCUGGUUCCUCAAGCCUUGCACAACACUUUCAAGUUAGUUCAUCAUCAUCCGCCAUGGUUGAUCAACUUCUUUAUUGCAUAUAAAUACACAGAUAUUCUUUGAUUCGUUAUGUAGUUAUUAGUCAUUCAUUGGUUCGACAAUAAAAUAUUUUCAAUAAAUAAUGUUUAUCUGUUCCUUCUA